Drepanopeziza brunnea f. sp. 'multigermtubi' MB_m1 is the source of this 3978-nucleotide messenger RNA. NCBI's taxonomy places the organism in Eukaryota, Fungi, Ascomycota, Leotiomycetes, Helotiales, Drepanopezizaceae. The record is from RefSeq and is a predicted model, not a curated record.
AUGGCGGAAUCAUCAAAGCCCACGCCCCCGAUCUCCCAUAUGCAAAAUCGCCCUAGAGAGUCCCCUCCCCGUGCUGAAUAUGAUCUGGAGUAUCCGGACAUCUACUCCGCGGAUGAGGAUGAAGUAGCAUUGGAUAAAGAGGAAUCGGGACGCGCAAAGCCGAUGACGCCAUUCCAGAACCAGUAUCUAGCUGCGCGACGGUUGGUAAAGGCCAACACGUCUCAGCUCUUCUUGCCCAUGUCGGCCACGGCACGAGUCCCGGUACUGUUCUAUAGCCCGGGCAGGAACUUCAUGCCCCCAAUCCACAGCACAGUCGUCACCAUGAUCACGAACCUUAAGGAAAUGAUCAUCGCUCUCCAGAAGCUCCUAAACACGAACCCACAGCGUGAUUUAACCCCUAGAAAGCACUACCUCGUGCACGGGAUCCACGUUAAGUUUUAUGCGGAGCCAAACCUGAUGAGCCUGCUACCCAAGAUCGAGGGGAAGCUACAAGGCGGGAUCCCCUUCUCUUCGGAUGACGUCGAGUCUGGUACCUGCUGGGUGGCCUGGAACGAGGUUAACGACAGUGGCAACAUUGGCCAGGACAUGGAACAGUACUGGAUCGCGCUAUGCCGCAAAAUACUCGCUGAUAAUCUGCACGGGAAUAUUGGUCAUGCCUUGACGGCUGUCAAAGUCACGACGGUAGAAAAGUUGUUGAUAUCGAACUUCCCCGAGAGAGGUGACUUAGUGGCUGGCGGGCAUCUGUUCUUGAAGUUUCGACAUAUUGGCCAUGGAGGAAAGCCAGGUUCGAUUGAUAAAUCGGCCUCCCCGGUGGGAAGCUUUGGUGCUGGGAUCCAGUCUGUCAAUUCGGUCGCUGGGCGUCUUCCAGGUGGACUACCUGGAUCUGCCCCGGCACCUACUCCGAGGGGACAUAGACGUUUAACAUCUACCAUGGAACAUGGUAGGGUAAAACUGCGGGGACCUGUUUGGCGCGAAGAAGCUGCUCGGCAGUACCAGGAAGAGAAGAACAGUAAUAAAUACGCAUUAAUUGCUGGUCCAGAUCCCUCCCCAAACCACAAGCUCUCCAGAAGCGACGGCUACCGAGCCAUUGAGGUAGGAACAGCUGUGCCAGCUGAAGAAGUCGAAGCCCAAAACCGCCAGGAAGUCCUCCGCGUGAUCCAGGAGCAGAACGCUACCCUCCGCAAGGCAGGGAUAAGCCCGUGGACCCCUACGGCUCCGCGGGCGAUGAGAAAAAGCGAGCGUAAAUCCAUGGGUACUGGUGUCUCAGCGUACCGAGGCGGCAAGAGACGCCCCGAAGACGCACAGCUGAACUCCAGCGGCCCUUCGGGCACUGCAGCUCUCCAAGGCGGACAUACUGCAGCAAUAUUAGCACGAGAUCGAGAAUCAGGAUCGCGAUCUAGGUAUCAAAACAUCGCAAACUACGGGCCCGUCUACUCCGGAUCUUCCAACGGCAGUAACAGUGCCCCAGGAGUGCCCCGGGUGCCCCAAACCACCAUCCCGCAGAGCAAAGAGAGUCCCGAGUUCGCGUUUGGUCCACCCGUUCGCUUCUCGGCGGGUCUCGACGUGCCGUCGUCGGCAUCGGCGUUCUCGCCUGUGGUUGGCCACACAGCCGAUGACCAAAUUAUCAAGAGCAAGCUCACCUUGGAAAUCACCGAGUCAACAACUCCUCUUCCGAUCUCAUCUUCGCAAAGCAACGCCAACGACAGCAUGGAAAAUCCCAACCACAACACCAACACCCGCAACUUGCAAGUACCUCCGCGAACAAUGGCUAGCUCUGGCAUGUUCACCCCGCCCACUGCUCCGCAGGCUGCUGCGAAGACAUUUGAUGAACGAAUGGCGGAGGCCGUAGCUCACCUCAAGAAUAUUGGUCUCGAGGAAAAGGCGCUGGAGAUAUCGGAGGAGCUCAUGAAGACCGUUCAGGGCAAGUUGAAGGCUGAUUACAUCAUGACUAACAAGGGAAAUGAUGCUCCGAACGCGGGAUCCCCGUGGAGACGGGAGGGCGGCUAUGAUAAAAGCGCUCCAUUCGACCCAAAGCGUAAUUGGGGGAUCCACCAGAAUGCCGGCGAGGAGAAUCUGAAAGGCAAGGUGCUCGAGAAUCGCAAGGCGGUACACAAGUUGGUAGACUUGUCGCACAUUCCUUACGACGGACCGGCGUGUCAGCCUUGGGAGACGAAGAAAGGGACCGGCUAUGAGGAUACCGAGAAGGUCGAUGAGACUCAAAAAAAUUUGGUGCCGGUAGGAAUGGUCCCAUACAGAGAGUUCGACGCCGAGGAGCUUCGCGAGGCAAUAGCCCUUCAGGAGGAGGAGCGACGUGCAAAUCUCGUUCUCCCACCUCACCUCUUAAGGUACAAGGAGGAACAGGAUCGCAUCAAGGGGUUCGAGGACGAUGAUGAUUCAAUCUUUGCCCCGCGUGUCGACCAGCCACCAACUCCACCUCGCGCCGACUCGGCAACUACCAAGUAUCCAGGUCAGAGCGCUUCCGUCAACAAGGGAAAGUACAAGGCCGUCGAUGACAAUCUGAGCAAGCCACAAAUCCGCAACCUUCUCUAUUCCGCCUCCGGUCACCCCAAGAACCAAGCCUCUGCCAGCGCUGGCAAUCAGUCUUCUAGUCACACUAGCUCAUACCCCACUUUCCUUGCGGUACCUACCGCCCAAGGAACCAACGUGUACGACAAGCUGAGCGCAAACGUCGGUCCCAAUGGUGGAAUGCAGUACAACAGCAGUGGCCUCUCGACCUCAUUCUCCAGCGAGCGCGCCGCCGCCGACAAAAUAUUCGCCUCGCUGACGAGCUUCGCUGAUGCAGCUAGUCGACCUAUCAAGACUGUGACGCCCGGCGCCGGAUUCUAUGACGCUGUGUACCUGAAGGAGAUCGAGAACCGCAAUGCUCCGAAAGAGACGGACAAGAAGGUGUUUGGUGACCAGGCCAUGCUUUAUGAUCGUACUUUGUCUUCUGAUAGGCAGAUCCAGAUGGGUUCGUACGCGGAAUCUGGUAUGAGCGGUCAGGAGCAUAUUGGUAUGAUGGGUCCGAACAUGCCCGCUCCUUCUUCGUUUGGUCCCUUGAAUACACAGGGUUACGAGUACUCACAGCCUGGUCAUUCUCAGCAAGGCUUUGGUCAUAUGGGCCGCUACAACGCCCCUUCCGCAUAUGGCGGCGGUACCAGCGUCUACAGCAGAACCAACCCCAGCUACGGCCAGUUGACGAUGGGCGGUAACGCAAUGAUGAUGGGUGGCUCGGGCACGGGCGGCCACGAUCAGCACCAACAAUCGAGUUUCUAUGCUGCGUCCCAGCACGGCGACUUCGCUUGGACUUCGAUGGAUGCGGGCAACAACCAGCCAUACUCCGACCAGAACACGCCUUACGGAAACCUGACCAUUGGCAGCCGCCAUUUCAGCAACCAUUCCAGCAACCAACCCGGCUAUUCGAGCCGCUCCAUGGCUGGCCACCAAACACCGCACAUGAUGACCCCAACCGCGGCCAGCCGCCGUCAACUCCAACAGGCUGGUCAGAAUUGGCAACCUGUUGACUGGCAAGGUAGCAGCAGCCGCUAUGCCAACACGCUCGGUGGUGGUGGCCGAGGCCAAGGUCCAAACCAAGACUUCCAAACUCAGGACGACCGAGGCCACUACCCCAGUAUCUUGGGCAGCGGUGCGAGCUACGGCAUGCAGCACCAACAGCAGCAACUGGUCCAGCGAGAAACCGACUAUAAUCAGUUGCUCAUUAGCGCUGGCGGAGGCCCGGUCAGCCAAGCUGGUUCCGCAGGACCCAACUACACCCAAUUCCUCAGCUUUGGUUCCGGUGCCCAAUCCAACCACCCGGCUCCUGGUUCGUUCUCCCAAGAUGCCGGCACGGGUCUGGGUGCGGGAGGUCGAACACGUCGACCUGUGCCAAUCGUCCACCCGGACUCGCGGAAGCCGCAGGGGCCUGCCUUUGGGACUGACUUUGCGAGCAAUAUUAAGGGCGCUUUUGAUGCAUUGUGA